Peronospora belbahrii is the source of this 1797-nucleotide messenger RNA. NCBI's taxonomy places the organism in Eukaryota, Oomycota, Peronosporomycetes, Peronosporales, Peronosporaceae. The record is from the annotation of a GenBank genome assembly.
AUGAACGCGUCCGUGAUAGCUAGUUUUCGCAAGAAUGUGGUGCAGAAGCCAGAGGUGUUUUUCACGCCGUCGGAAGAAGUUGCCAGGGAGAUUAAAGCAUUUGUCAAGCAUGCAUAUGACCAUACGUCCAAGUAUCAGAGCAAGGAGAGUGACGCACAGCCGUUGGAAGAGCUCUAUGUCGACGAAUUCGAUGCGAACCAGGUCUGGGAGCAACUUCGCUUGCUUAACGGUCCGUUGGUGACUGAAAUGACGCAGCGCAUCCGCACGUUCAGCAAGAACCCCGACAAUAUUCUUCUCUUUCCGUCAAAAAAGCAGGAGGAGAGUGAAGAGGGGGAGGAACGAAACAAUGAUGCCGAAAGCGACGAGAAGGAGAAGGACUCGGACGAGGACCGAAGCGAUGAGGAGGAUCAAUCGGAUGCUAGCAGUGUUGAAUCCGAUAAAGGGAAGAAAGAUGUGGAGAAUAAUAAUAAGAAGAAGAGCAAGAAAGCUCGUGAUGUUGCGGAGGAUGGAUUCUUUGAUUGGGACGAAAUGGACAAGGCGGCUGAAGACGAGGAGGAUGACGAUGAUGAGGAUAUGGAUGGAGAUGGAGAUGAUGACAAUGACGAUGACGAUACAGAUGACUCAGAGAUGGAGGAAGGGCUGGAUGCUGGAGGUGCGGAGAUAAAAUACGAUGACUUUUUCAGUGACGAGGCUGAAGAAGAAGAAGAUGGAGAGGGUGACAAAGAUGAGGAAGAGGAAAAUUUAAACGAUUGUGAGAUACAGAACGACAACAACAACAAAGAGGAAUAUCCGACAAUUAACCGCACGAAGCCUGAUGAGGUCGACAAUGUCGAUGCCGAAAAGGCUGACGAGCGUGGCAUCAUGUCGUCGUAUCAGCGUCAGCGCCAGCGCCUUCAGAAGGAGAUUAAAGAACUAGAACGAGAAGCCGUUAGCGAGAAGCCGUGGCUGCUGAAGGGUGAGGUGCGUUCGGCUGCUCGACCGGAAAAUAGUUUGCUAGAAGCGGUGCUGGACUACGACAUACCAGUAAAGAUAGCUCCUGUGAUCACGGAGGAGGUUUCUAUUGCGCUUGAGAAAAUGGUCAAGAAACGUAUUCUAGAGAAUGACUUUGAUGAUGUAAUCCGCAAGUUUGCUGGUAACGAGGAGGAUGAGAAGAAAAAGCUGGAAGAGGUGUCAAUGGAAAAGUCCAAGGAAGGCCUGGGCGAGAUCUAUGAGAAGGAGUACAUGAAGACCGCAAUGGGCUUUGAGGCUGAUGACGAGUCCAAACAGGACCAGGAAGAGAUUGACGUGAUGUUCAAAAGCCUAUGCUGGAAGCUUGACGCGCUGUCGAAUUACCACUUUACGCCCAAGCCGGCCGUGAAGGAGCUGCAAGUAAAGCCUGCAGUGCCUGCGAUCGCAAUGGAGGAAGUAGUUCCUAUCAGCGUGAGCGACGCAAACUUGAAGGCACCGGAGGAGGUUUACGAGAAGAAGCGCAAGCGCGGUGAGGCUGUCCUGCAAUCUAAGGACGAGAUGACUCAAACUGAGCGCAAGGCGCUACGCAACGCCAAGAAGCACGCACGGAGAAAGGAGAAGCGCCAGCACGAGUUUGACGAGCGGCUAGUGGCAAAGCUUAAUCCCGGCCUGGGCAACAAAUACGAGAAGAAGAAGAUGCUUGAGAGCAUUGCCAGCGCCAAGAACAUUACGACGGGCAAACAGAUCGAGGGCUCGUCAAAGCAGUUUUCCAAUUCGAAGGAAUUCUUUUCACGUUUGCAGAACGAGGUGCAGGAAAAAAUCAGGAGUGCAAGCAGCGGUAAAAAGUAG